UGAGUCUGUGGGUUAAAUGAAAUGUCAAAAUUUUUGACAAAUGUCGUGAUUUUAAAAUUUACAGAAUGUUAUUAUUGUAAAGUGUUAUAGGUUUUUUGGAGUAUUGAGAUAUUUCAAGCACAGAAGUUGUGAAACAGAAAACGAAGUACCGGAUUUUAUUUGUUGAACGGUAAUUUAGGGUUAUGUCACAGAAGAGUGAAUUUUAUCAUGUUAUGUCAUAACCCAACUUCCAUAAGUAUGGUUUGCGAGAAUGAAGCAGUAGCUGUUUUAUAUGGGUCUCAAACUGACUACAGUGCAGGCUCUAGAUGAAUACAAUGUACUGGAAUUGAUAAACGAGAAGUGUGUCAUAUUUGUAUGUUCCACAACAGGGCAAGGUGAAGAGCCAGAUAAUAUGAAAUCAUUUUGGAAGUUUCUCUUACGAAAAAAUUUACCACCCAAUAUCUUAGAUAACGUGAAGUUUGCAGUGUUUGGACUUGGAGACUCCAGCUAUGCAAAAUUCAAUUUUGUAGCUAAACGACUUUAUAAAAGAUUAUUGCAAUUAGGAGCCAAACCAAUUUUGCCUCUGGGUUUGGGGGAUGAUCAGCAUGACUUGGGGUACGAUGGGGCUGCUGAUCCCUGGAUGGAGAAUCUAUGGGAAAACCUGUUACUUUCAUAUCCACUGCCACCCAGGAUUGAACCGCUGCCAAGAAAUUCUACAAUAAUGCCCAGAUGGGACGUCAUCACCUCUUUUGGCAGUAAUCGUAGACCCAAUCAGCAGUCAAUAUAUUAUUCCACAAGAAAAUCUACAGAUUUCGUAUCAGUUGUUUUGGAAAAUAGGAGGUUGACGUCUCAUGAUCAUUUUCAAGUAAUAUACUUUUUCAAACUACUCAAAUUGUGUUUCAUAUCAUAUCUGUAUAUUUAUAAGUGUUCAGGUUUUUCAGUUGAAACU
This is a messenger RNA of Leptinotarsa decemlineata (Colorado potato beetle), 928 nucleotides long. Its product is annotated as NADPH-dependent diflavin oxidoreductase 1-like. Gene Ontology annotation, cellular component: cytosol. The record is from RefSeq and is a predicted model, not a curated record. Gene Ontology annotation, molecular function: NADPH-hemoprotein reductase activity; flavin adenine dinucleotide binding; FMN binding. Lineage: Eukaryota; Metazoa; Arthropoda; Insecta; Coleoptera; Chrysomelidae.